This is a messenger RNA of Drosophila busckii, 2314 nucleotides long. Its product is annotated as polycystic kidney disease 2-like 2 protein. Gene Ontology annotation, biological process: detection of mechanical stimulus. Gene Ontology annotation, molecular function: calcium channel activity; calcium ion binding. The transcript has a single exon. Gene Ontology annotation, cellular component: membrane. Bases 88 to 2292 code for a protein of 734 amino acids. NCBI's taxonomy places the organism in Eukaryota, Metazoa, Arthropoda, Insecta, Diptera, Drosophilidae. The record is from RefSeq and is a predicted model, not a curated record.
AAAUAGUCGUUUCACAAAUAUUUCAUUCGUGUGUAAGCUUGUCGUGACUUUUAUUAGUAUUUCGUGUCUUAAUCAAAAGCUUAAAAAAUGGGUGAACGAACUGUCGACGCAAUAACCUUUGUGAUAACAUUCUUAAUAAUAUCUGCUAAUGCGGCUUUGAUCUGCAUAUAUUCGGGCUUUGAUCAUGAGACGCAAAGUUUUAAAAACAUACUUAUUACUAUUUUCAUAGUGUUAUUCUUUCAACUAACCAUUGCGGAUCCAAUUAAGUUUAUAAUUAUUUCAAUUGAUAAAGCCUGUUGGCCUGAACCAAUGCCCAGGGAGCGUCCCUUAAAGAAGAAGGACUCCAAAGAUAAUGAUCGUAUUGAAUUUCUCAAGCAGAGAUUGCAAAGCUUUAAGUUUCAGUUGUUGAUCACGGAGCGGUAUCGAAACACAGCCCUUAAUGAAUCAUAUAAACAAAUUGCUCAAGAUCUGUUUCUUUUUUUCAAGUUCUUCUUUGUGCUUUUCUUUCUGCUACUGUCUACUCGUAAUGAGCUAACAUACCAUAAUAAUCAGAACUUGAGAGAGCUGCUAACUAACAAUCAUUCGGACUACAUGGGAAUUAAUCACGUAGUUCAUCUUAAUCAAAUUUUUGAUUUCGUCGAGUCCUCUUUGGUGGACACUUUUAAUUAUUAUAAGACUGAGGAUCGUAUUUACUCGUGGGUACACAGCGAGCAAACUAAAAUGAUCGGCGUAGUGCGAUUGCGUCAAUUGCGUUUUUUAUUUGAGGACUAUGAUUUUAGAGAUCCUCAAUUUGAUGAUAAAUUAUACAUGCCCGGCUGGGCUUUACCAUAUCGUCGGCUGCAUUAUGAAGAUAAGUACUGGCGUAUAUAUGAUCCUUGGAAGCCCAUUAACGGUCGUCAUGAUUUUGUCGAUUCGGUGGUAAUGAACUUCAACCAUGAUGGUAAAUUGCAUUAUUAUCCUGAGCUCGAGGGUUACGUCUCACUGCUCGCUGUAACGAAAGCAAACUCAAUGAAAAUACUAGACUACCUUACAGAAUAUACCUGGUUGAACUACAAUACUUCGGCAAUUUUUAUGGAUUUUUCGCUCUUCAAUAUGGAUGCGAAUAUAAUUAGCAUAUGCACAUUACGCCUAGAGCAAACACCUUAUGGUAGCGUAAUUCCCGAUGUUGACUGUGAUAGUAUUGACAUGCUUUUGGAACUUGAUCAAGAAUCCUACACUAACUUGCUUGUCAAGUUGAUUUAUAUAAUUGUUGUUGUGCAAUUCUCUCAAGCAUUAUUUAUAACGCUGUGGUAUGAUCGAUCAAAAAUACGUAGCAUGUGGAUCAAGAUGGACUUGAUUAUAUUCGCGCUGAAUUUUUUAGUAAUUGUAUGCGUCAUUUUGCAAUCUGCCUUGCUGUCUUCAAUGAGUAAGAGAUUAGAGGGUUCAAACAAACUUGAUUUCGUUGAUUUUCGACGCCCAGCUCGACUUAAUGCGCUUAAUAAUAUAUUAUAUGGAUUCCUUAUCUGCAUCACUACUCUUCGCAUAUGGAAGAUAUUACAGUUUUCCAAUUUAUUUAAAAUAUUUACAAGAACAUUAUACUUGGCCUGGAAGCCAUUGGCUAUAACUGGCAUUAUUAUAUUUAUUACUUUGAUGUCAUUUAGUAUUGUUGCUGCCACAAUCAAUGGCAACAAUAGCGAGAACUUUGUGCGACCUUUUCAAAGCAUUAUAUCAUUAAUGUGCUUCUCCUUUGGAUUUACCUCAGAAAUAACCCCAGAUGAGCUCUUUCAUGGUGGCAAAUAUUUAGGCAUAUUUCUCUAUGCAAUGAUGGGAUUUGUUCUUUCCAUACUCUUGACCAAUGUUUUUAUGACACUAAUAAACGAUUAUUUCACAACUGCCAGAGCAACGCGUGAUGCCGCAGUUAAGAAUCAAAUAUCAUUUUUUCAAUUUAUGCGCGUUGAAUACUAUGAUUUUUGUAAUUUCUUUUUGAACAUUUUUCGUCCUCGUAAGGUUUACAAAAGAAACAACCGCACAGUAGCCGAAAAUAUUGAACUACUGCUGAGCAAGAAUAAGGCAGAACCUUUAAGUAUUAAAUAUCGCGUUGGGCGUACUUUAUUCAUGGGCUUCAACGCAGGAAAAGAAGAACAAAGAGUAAAAGAUGAAGAAACACAGCAAUUGGAGUAUAGAGAACGUAUAGAGCAUAUGAAAACGGUUCAACUUAUACUAAACACCCAAAUGGAAAUUAUGGAACGCCUGCUAUUUACGGAUAAGGAUGACAAUUUUCAGAAAUCUGUUGAUCUUGAGAAAAAGGCAUAACUUCUAUAGAGCCUGAGGGAAU